Molecule: messenger RNA, 2902 nt
Organism: Musa acuminata subsp. malaccensis (wild Malaysian banana)
Lineage: Eukaryota; Viridiplantae; Streptophyta; Magnoliopsida; Zingiberales; Musaceae
Source: RefSeq, a predicted model, not a curated record
AUUACCAUCGUAUGGAAAUUAUUGCGCGGCAGAGGAGGCCCUUUUCCCAUGGCUUCGAGGCGGCUCUCCAAGUCCCUCCCUUCCGUCUCCGCCCUCGCCGCUCUACGCCAAAACCCGGACCGUAAUCCAAGCCCCAAUCGUGCCGCGCUCUUCGAUCUCUCCUCCGUCUUCGACCCCUCCUCCCCCUCCGCCGUCGCCUCCGUAGUUCCUCUACCGACGCUCUCCCUCUCCGCUGCCAUCGCCCCGUCCCGCCUUGCCCGCUUCUUGGAGUCCCAGCUUCAGCCCUCCUUCACCCCCGCCGAACUCCUCCGCCUCCUGCGCCGCCGCAUCCGCCAUCACCCCGCCUACGCCCCCUACGACCUCCACGUGUUCCUCUGGGCCGCCGGCGUCGACUCCUUCCGCCACGACCACUCAACCUACGAGUGGAUGACGCGCACCCUCGCCGUCACUGACCGGCUCGGUCCCUUGCGUCUCCUCCUUGGGCAUAUGGUCGCCCACCCCUGCCCCUGCGCCGAUGGCAUUUUCGCCUGCCCUCGCCUCGAGCCCACCUUCCGCUUCGCCAUCCACGCCUUCUGCCGCGCCGGCCACCUCAACGAUGCCAUCUCCGCCUUCGAAGACGCCCGGAAGUCCGUCGACGGCCGCCCCAGCACCGCGCUCUACAACGCCCUGAUCAACGGCUUCGCUCGGCAGCGGGAGCAUCAGAAAGCCGUCGACUUGUAUAAGACAAUGCUCAAGGAUCGUGUCAAGCCGGACUCUUUCACCUUCAACAUCUUGAUCAGCAGCUGCCUCCGAUGCUCGGACCUCGAUUCGGCACUGGAUUGGUUCCGAGAGAUGAGGGCGAGGGGAUGCGAGCCGAACGUGGUCAGUUUCAAUACUCUCAUAAAAGGCUUCUUCACGCAGAAGAGAUUUAAAGAGGGAAUUGGGGUUGCUAGGGAGAUGCUUGAUCUGGGUUGUGGGUUUUCGGUUGCUACUUGUGAGAUUCUUCUGAAUGGUCUUUGUAGAGAGGGCAAAACUGAGGAAGCAAGUCAGCUUUUGAUGGAAUUAUUGAAGAAAGGAGCUGUUCCUCAGGGGUUUGAUUGCUUUCAUUUGGUCGAGGCACUGUGUAACAAGAGAAGUUCAGAAAGAGCCUUGGAAGUGGUAUAUUCUUUGUGGAAGGAGGGCAAAUUUUCGAGCAACGUGACCUGCACUACUUUAAUCGAGGGAUUGAGAAGCUCAGGCAAGAUAGAUGAAGCGUAUGGUUUGAUGGAAAGAAUGCUGCAGGAAGGGAUGGUUCCUGACACCAUUACCUGCAACACUCUUUUGGAAACACUUUGUGAUGUUGGAAGGACUUUGGAUGCAAACCGAUUGAGAGUCUUGGCAUCAAAAAAGGGUUUAAAGCCUGACAGUGUGAUGCUCAGCAUACUGGCUCAUGGAUUCUCAAGAGAGGGGAGAAAAAGAGAGGGUGAAUGUGUUGUCAAUGAGAUGCUGGAUGCUGGAUUUAUACCAAACAUUGCAACCUAUAACAAAUUGAUGGAAAGGUUGCAAACCAGAAGGAAACCUCACUCUUCAUAGUGGCAAGACCAAGCAAACCUGAUGCGCUUCAUCACCUGUUAUAGGUCUCACCUUUUUCCAUAGACUUUCAAUAACUGACUUAAGGAAAGUACAUGGCAUCACGUUGAACAAAUUCUUUGACAAUCAAUGGAAAUUUUGACCUGCAGAAAUUCUGAGAUGUGCAAGGCCUUGAAUUGCAGCCUCCUAUUAUUCAAGUUCGUGAUCUGAAAUCACACUGUGAAACAACAUGGAAACUUUUUACAGGUCCAAUUACUUCUUCUGGCCUUGAGUAGAAAACAAAGUGAAGGAUGCACUAAAGAGGGUAAAAAAGUUAAAAAGAAUUGCUGCAGAAGAAACGGCAAACAUUUGGAAACAAUCAACAAAGCUGAUAAAGUGAAGCAAUUGCUUCUGAAAGAGGUCCUGGAUACUCAUAAAACAGUUGUAUCAGGCAAGGUGUCAUCUGAGAAAUAAGAUGCUUUUCUUAAAUGGCAAAUGGUGCAGCACAAAUUAGAGUUUGCCACUGAUAAAUUUUCUAAGCCAAUAAGAUAAGUGAGUGAAAUUCUAGUAAUGUAUACAAGUGCAAUCUUGAUCAGACCUCUGUAGAUGUCAAGGUUCUCUGACAAGAUGCAUGGAACAAGAAAGAGGAAGUUUACUAGAGAGGUUCAAAAUUCUUAGCCAACUUUGUCAUGUAACAUGUUUAUUGUUGCGGCUGCCUGGAUUAUUGUCAUAUUGUAUACUGUUACAUGACGCCUAGAAGAUCAAAUAUUCAUUUGGAAUGACAAAGACUCAACUUCUAUGAAUUAUCUGAUACCAAAUUCUUUUUGAACAUAACCCGGGGACUUGCUUUUCUACGUGACAACAAGCCUGAACCUAUUGUUCAUCCUUCGAUUGGAACCAGGGAACAUUUUGUCAGCUAGGAGCUAAACAAGAUUGGCGAUGUUGGACGUCUCCUGUCCUGUUGUGCCUGAUGGUUGCAUCGUGUGCAAAAGAAACUAUUCUUCCUGGUACAUCUUAUGACAUGGAUCCUGGAUAGCAAGGAACUGGCAGUGUUUGUCCCAGCAAGCUCACUGACAGGGCUUACCCAAUGGCCCGAUGACGCGGAAAAGGCACUGAAAUGAGGAACAUUAUCUGAUGUGCUUGACCAAUAAAUAGCAGAUUGGUCUCUUGCUGUGGCAGAGUUUAGCCAAGUUUUCUUUACAGAGUUCAAGCCCGAGAUGGUUGCAUCCUGAUUCAGAGAAAUUUCCAGAUUUGAGGAUAUAUAAAAAUCGAGGGAAUGGUUAUUUUAAAUUGAGGCAACACAAUAUAGAUGCACAAAAAAGAUUGUAUCUAUCCAAUGAUACAGGUAAGCUCAAAUUGGAUUCUUUUUCCCUAA